GAGUCACGCACACACACACACACGUAGCAAAAUAGAAUAAAAGCACUAUAUAUACUGAAACACCUCGCCAGUCGCUUGGAGGUGCCCUGUGUUGUCCGUCGCCGCGUUGCUACACCUCAUCCGUAUUAGUUCAUUCUCUAUUUAUCUAUCUCUUGUCUGCAGUGCGUCUCCCGGAUCAUGAAUCAAACGAAGCUGUUUCAGGACUUCGCGUUCUCCAUGCGGUGCGAGAGUGCCAGCACCAUCGUGUUUGUUGCCUGUCCGAAGGGCGGCCGCUAUGGAGAUGUGCGCAAAACAUUAGCCGGUCUGCUGCAGCGCCCCUUUAACUCGAUCCACAUCGCGCCCCCCGACAGCAACGCCCCUGUGCCAUUUGAUGAUGAUCGCGUGGUGGAGUCGCCCGGUAAUGAGGUCAUCCUUCCAGCUCGAAUUCUAAAGGCGACAGAGCAGGGAGACUGGGUCUUCGAAUAG
Leptomonas pyrrhocoris is the source of this 465-nucleotide messenger RNA. RefSeq lists its product as hypothetical. The coding region runs from base 178 to 465 and encodes 95 amino acids. The transcript has a single exon. NCBI's taxonomy places the organism in Eukaryota, Euglenozoa, Kinetoplastea, Trypanosomatida, Trypanosomatidae. The record is from RefSeq and is a predicted model, not a curated record.